AUGUCCGACGAGGAAUCGGAAUGGGUUGCUCCACCUAGUGUCACCGAGGAAUCAAGCGAUUCAGAGUUCAGUUAUGACUCGUCGUCACCUUCAGAGGGUGCCCAAGCCGCACUCUCUCAGCCUCGGCCAUCAUCGUUUACUCGUGUUGCAUCGUACGAUACAUACGCUGCGGCAAAGGAGGCAUUGGAUGAUCAUAACGGGUUCGUGUAUACUUUCGAAUCGCGCUACGAGACUACAACGUUGUUAGUGCGGGUUUUCCUUUGCCGGUCUCACCAGAUGUGUGGACAUCGACUCAAGAUCAGAGCGGUCGACAUCGGAAAUUCUGUCAUCCAAUUUCAUCUGGAGGAAGGGGGUAGACACACCCUUGUUGCUAGACGAGCAAGUCGACGAGGUAUUCACAUCUCACUACGCGAAGAUGUCGACAGUCUACUAAAAAUGGGAUGGGGGGGCUACAAGACUGCGGACACUACUUCAGCAUCGCUACAUCGACCACCCGAGAAUGUCGACAAACAUUCCAACGGUGAGGCAGAUCGAGAAUCGUAG
Messenger RNA from Phytophthora nicotianae INRA-310, 543 nucleotides. RefSeq lists its product as hypothetical. The coding region runs from base 1 to 543 and encodes 180 amino acids. NCBI's taxonomy places the organism in Eukaryota, Oomycota, Peronosporomycetes, Peronosporales, Peronosporaceae. The record is from RefSeq and is a predicted model, not a curated record. The transcript has a single exon.